This is a messenger RNA of Odontomachus brunneus, 3619 nucleotides long. Its product is annotated as dentin sialophosphoprotein-like. The coding region runs from base 268 to 3609 and encodes 1113 amino acids. Lineage: Eukaryota; Metazoa; Arthropoda; Insecta; Hymenoptera; Formicidae. The record is from RefSeq and is a predicted model, not a curated record. The transcript is spliced from 8 exons.
AUCCGAUGAGUGAAUUUAAAAAUCGCGCAAUUGUAACGUAAACUGUUUCAUGUGUGCUCGGUAUGACAUUAAAUCACAAUAAUAACGCAGAGAACCUUAUUUUUCGAGCGUAAUGUGAUAUUCGCGGGAUCUAGCAAAUAUCGAAUCAUAAAGAUAACUCGACGUUAAUUAGUGUUCAUUAAGCACUUCAACAAAACGUGGUGGAAAUAGCUGGCGAAUACGCGUGAUAGUGCAUUAUUCGAAAGAAUUCACUAACAAUACGUUUGGAUGAGCGUGUCCUUGACGGUUAGUGAGAAUUUUUAUUUAUUAGAGACCAUUAGAGCGAAAAUUACUGUUAUUAUUAUUAGGUUAUCGAGAAGAUCUCUCGACAGGAUGUGCGAUUUGAUAGAUUUAAAUAGCCCCGACGUGAAGGGGUUGAUAAAUUCGAAACUAUCAUCACCUCUGAUUCCUGUACCCGGAAACAUUGAAUCCGACGAGCAGGCAAGCUCAUCAAUAACGGAGAAAUGCGAAAGUUUAGGCAGUAAUCCGUUCGACAAUGUGUUACACGAAACUGCAGAAUAUGUUAAAAAAAAGGGCGAUCCUUUCGAGGUGAUGUUGCAGCGAGCCUUAAAACACAAAAGCAAUAAGAGUACAAAGUUGGAAGCGGAAUCAGUGAUUUUCAAGGAUGAUUUUACUCCAAAACGCAGAAAAAAGUUUUUGAAGAAGAUGAACAAGACACUGGAUGAAUCUCUAAUCGAAGACAGAUUUGGUUCAAUUGAUGGAGAGAAGAAGGAAAAGACUGUCAACCUUGUUACAAGUAACACUAUUUGUAAUAAUAAUGUAGCAAGAGGUAAGAAAUUAGUCCCUAAGCAAAGUAACAAAAUAAUUAUUAUGAAUGUAGGCAUGCUUAAAUUAUCAGUUUUAGGUCAAUUUAAUAUCUAUAAUAAACUAUAUAUUAUCAAAGGUCAUAAGCAUAAAGAAAAUAAUGAAAUAUUAAUUUUUUCAGAGAAAGAUUCCCUGUUCAAUGAAUUUGUUCUUCCUAAAAAUUCAACUCGCAAAUCAUAUUUUGAUCUUCAUCACUCAUUAUCACAAAAUAGAAAAUCACUGACUGAAUCACAGAGUCUAGAUAAAAGAUCACAGUCCAUGACAGAUACCUUGAGAAUAUCUUCACAAAGUGAUAGCACUAUGUUGUCCUGUUUGAACACAGGUUUUUUGAAAAGUAGCCAGAGUCAACAGUCUGUAUUUACUGAUUCAUCAGAUGUUUCUUCUAUGGCAAGAUCGGAUUCUGUCUCAACAUCAAAUCUUUUGCCGAUAUUACCAAAUAGCAUUGUGAAUCAUUGUGCUUUCUUGGAUAAUGAUUCUAUGAAAAUGAAUAAUGAGAGGAUAAAUACAGCUGAGAAUUCUACAGAAAUGAAAUCAAUCCAAUACAACUUAUCUGAUUUAACAGAAAGACGUACAUUAAGUUAUGCUAUUAAUAGAACAGCCAAUACCUCGAGUUUUAAGGAAGAGAUUAGUCAAUCUAAUUCUAUGAAAGGGGAGGAUGGCAAACCAACUAUGGACAAUAAAUUGAUAGAUAUUGAUAUAUUUUUUCUAGAACAGAGUUCCAACAAAGAGCAUAAUAAAAGCACAAAUUCUACUAAUUCUUCGGAUUCUGUAUUUAUUGAUAAUAGCAAAGCUGACAAGUUAAUACUAAAUGAAGCUAAAGAACUCUCAAGAAUUUUUGAAGAUCUAACUGUAAGAACAGAUUCUGUAUCUAGUACGGAUGAUCUACUUUCAAAUGAUACUCUAUGGAUAAGAGAAUUACUACCAGCAUUUGAGGACGAAGCUGUAGAUAAUUUAAUUGAAUUUCUUGUUUCGCCGAAGAAAAACGUAAAGGACGAUAAAAAAAACGAUUUGAAACAAUCUCCUGCAAGUAUUAAUAAUGCAGGAGAAAAUUUUAUGAAAAAUAUAGAAUCGCAAUUUACUGAUUGUGUUCCUAGUGUUAAGCAGACAAUGGUAGCUACAUUAUUAUCAGAUCUAAAGAAAUUAGUGGAAGCAGAAAAUAACUCGGAAGCGAGUAAGUUAAUUGAUAAUCUAGAGAGUGUUUUGGGCGUAAGAUAUAAAAAUAAUACAGAGCUGUUAGCAAGUUUGAAUGUAUCGAACGAAUUACAAAUUUUUGAAAUGACUGAAGAUAAAUUAAACAAAAGCAAACAAUCAGAUAAGACAAGUGUAUAUAUCAGUAAGAACCAGGAAGAAAAUAGAGAACUAUCGUGUGAGGAAAAAAUCUGUGAUAAAAAAAGUUUACUGCAGCAUAUAAAUCAUAAAUCGGAAGAUAUGUCACAAGCUGCAACUGUCAGCAACGAUAAUUCAUUAGCCAAAAGUUCACCUUGUAAUAAUAAUGAAGAUCCUGUUAAUAUUAUAAUUUCACCUAAAAUAGAAUUAAGUACCAGUUUGACUAACAAGAAAGAUACCGACGAACAGCUAGCAGUAGAAUUGUUGGUUAAUCUUGCCAAAUUGUUGAGUGGUCAAGCUGAGGAUGCCACAAUUUUGCGAUUACUUAAAAGCAUAGGAAAGGCGUUGAAUAUAGCAUCUAAUAAUUGUAAAAGUGAAGAGAAAUUGCAGAGGGAUGAUAAGUCAUGUAAUACCGAACGAAUUAUGGCUUUAGAACCUGAACACAACGUACAUCUAGUCGAUGUAACAGAGUCUACGCAGAAACAAGACAUUAAUUUAAAAUUUAAACAACUUGAAAAAACGAGUCGAAGAAGCAUAUCUACGAUGCAUUCAUCAAACGCAAAUACGUCGAACACGCAAGUAAAAGCAAAACGUAAAAACACAUCAGGAUUGAAAAAUGAGAAACAUUUCUCGAAUCAACCCGGAUUUAUCAAUACUGUGGCAAAUAAUAAGGUUUCAGGAGCGUCUAAUAUGAGAAUAGCGGAGGCCGUAGAUCUCAAUGACAAGAAUGAAGAACCAUUAGCAAUAAUUGAUAUAAAAAAGAAGUUAAAGAAAAAGUCAGAUAUAGUUAAUAAAAGAGGCCCUAUGAAAGCAAUGCAUUCUGUAAGCAGUGUACAAAAAAAAGUAUCGCUUGGGAAACGAACAGCACCGUCUUCUCAAGUCAUCACGCCACCCAAGUCCAACACCACCGCUUCUUUCGGCAGUAAAAUAAUCAGCAGCACUCCUAAUUCGAUGACCUCGUCAACGUCGAGUGAUCAAACGGAGGAAACAUUGAAAACGCAGUUAAAGUCCACUGAUAAAAAACGUAACUUCUCUUGCGACAUUUCACCAGUGAGUACGCAGGAGAGAGGUAGUCCUAGAAGAUCUAUUCAGCUACCGCCUGCGAAAAUAUGCACACCUAAACGUCAGCGAGCGGAUUCAUCCGGUAUUCCGAAGUACCGUACGCCGCCGAGAAAACUUAAUUGUUCACUCGAUAUGAGCAGCCAUCAUCAACAAUCUCCGCAGUAUUUGAACAAAAGUUUAACAAGCUAUCAACGAUACUCUCCUAUCCGUCCAAAAAGCGCUGAAAAAAGACCACAGAGUCCUCUCAAAGAAAGCAACAAGUUCCUUGCAAAAGUGAAACCAUUUAAGUUGAUCUCUAAAAUUCUUAAGGGAAGUACUACCAAUGAUUUCACUGAAAAGGAGAAUUCCUCAGAGUAAAAUGAAAAAA